Messenger RNA from Crotalus tigris (Tiger rattlesnake), 3969 nucleotides. RefSeq names its product neuropilin and tolloid like 2 (gene NETO2). The transcript is spliced from 9 exons. The record is from RefSeq and is a predicted model, not a curated record. Bases 355 to 1932 code for a protein of 525 amino acids. Gene Ontology annotation, molecular function: protein binding. NCBI's taxonomy places the organism in Eukaryota, Metazoa, Chordata, Lepidosauria, Squamata, Viperidae.
AGGAGGAGGAAGAGGAGGAGGAGGAGGAGCAGAGGAGAGGAGGAGGAGGAUGGAGCCGGCCGCCCUGCACCGCUUUCUCCCGCGGCUGCCGGCCGGCCUCGGGCGCCGGACUGAGUCGCCCGCCCCGGGGGCAUGAAGGGGCUGCUGCCGCCGCCGCCGCCGGGCUCGAGCGGCGGGCGGAGGCAGCGGGAGCGAGGCGCCGCCGCCGCCGGAGGGGCGAGCAGGGGAAGGAGCAAGAGCAGCGGCAGGAGGAGGCGGAGGAGGAGGCGCCCCUCCGGCUGAGCCGCGCCGGCUCCCCUUCGCCAGACGCUCUCGGCGCCCAGCGCGCCGGGCAAGGCAGGGAAGAAGAAGAAGAUGCCUCUGGACAAGGUCUCCUCGGUGCUGGAAGUGUUCUUGAUAACUAUCCUGGUGGUGGAAGGCAUCGCCGUGGCUCAAAAAACACAAGUCGGGCAAGAUCUUGGAAGUAACCGCAUGGCAUCUACUCAAUGUAGUGACUGGGUUCGAACAAGCAAUGGAGGUCACUUUGCUUCAUCCAACUUUCCUAACUUCUACCCACCCAACCAGGAAUGUGUCUAUAUUUUAGAAGCUGCCCCGCGGCAAAGAAUAGAGUUGACAUUUGAUGAACCGUUUUUCGUUGAGCCUUCGUUCGAAUGUCGAUUCGAUCAUCUGGAGGUUCGAGACGGACCUUUUGGGUUCUCCCCGGUCAUUGAUCGUUAUUGCGGUCUAAAAAGUCCAAGCCCGAUCAGAUCAACGGGAAGAUUUAUGUGGAUCAAGUUUACCUCAGAUGAAGAACUGGAAGGACGAGGAUAUAAAGCCAAGUAUUCAUUUAUACCAGAUCCUGAUUUCACACACCGAGAAGGUAUUUUAAAGCCCAUCCCAGAUUGCCAAUUUGAACUCUCCGGAGCGGAUGGCAUCGUGCGCUCCAGCCAGGUAGAACAUGGAGAAAAAGCAAAGCCGGGCGAAGCCGUUGACUGCAUCUGGACAAUUAAGGCAACUCCAAAUUCCAAGAUCUAUUUGAGAUUUCUGGACUAUCAAAUGGAACACUCCAACGAAUGCAAGAGGAACUUUGUGGCUGUCUAUGACGGAAGCAGCUCCAUUGAAAACCUGAAGGCCAAGUUUUGCAGCACUGUGGCUAAUGAUGUGACGCUUCAAACAGGAACUGGGGUGAUACGCAUGUGGGCGGACGAAGGGAGUCGAUUAAGCCGGUUUCGGAUGCUCUUCACCUCAUUUAUGGACCCUCCAUGUUUAGGUGGUACUUAUUUCUGCCAUAGCAACAUGUGCAUCAAUAAUUCCUUAGUUUGCAAUGGCAUUCAAAACUGUGCCUAUCCAUGGGAUGAAAAUCAUUGCAAAGAAAAGAAGAAAACGGGAUUGUUUGAACAAAUCACCAAAACUCACGGGACCGUCAUUGGGAUUACUUCCGGGAUCGUCUUGGUUCUUCUCAUCAUCUCCAUCCUGGUGCAGAUCAAGCAGCCGCGGAAGAAAGUCAUUUCUUGCAAAACCACCUUCAACAAAACUGGCUUCCAGGAGGUUUUCGACCCUCCCCAUUACGAACUCUUCUCCCUGAGGGACAAAGAGAUUUCGGCCGACUUGGCUGACUUCUCCGAGGAACUCGAAAACUACGAGAAAAUGAGGUGCUCCUCGACCGCCUCGCGGUGCAUUCACGACCAUCACUGCGGCUCGCAAGCCGCGACAGUCAAGCAGAGCAGGACCAACCUUAGUUCCAUGGAACUGCCUUUCCACAACGAUUUCGCCCCGCCGCAGCCGAUGAAAACCUUCAACAGCAACUUCAAGAAGAGCAGCUACACUUUCAAGCAGGCUCACGAAUGUCCCGAGCAGGUGAUUGAAGACCGGGUAAUGGAGGAGAUCCCUUGUGAAAUCUACGUGAGGGGUCGCGAAGAUGCUGCUCAGAGCUCCUUAUCAAUGGAUUUUUAAUCUCCCUUGAAAGCAGACACCCGUGUGUGUAAAUAGAUGUACAUAUACGACGAACAUAACACGCCUGUGUACAAAGGUGUACCAUACGGGGAUUUGAUGGAGACUUCAACAUUCAUACUUUUUUAAAAGCUUGUUCGUUUUUCAGCCCGAAAGGAAAGCUCUACAUACUGUAAAUCUCUCUCUCUCUCUUUUUUUUUUCUCCUUCCCUUUGGAAUUGCCCGUCUGAUCAAAGAAACAACCAAAGGUUUUGCAUGGGGCUCCGAUUAGUUGACAUUAAAACAAAACCGACGCGGUGUCAAAAGUCCUUUGUGAUUGCUCACUGUCUGUAUUGCUUCAGUUUCUUUUCCUUCCUUCAAAACUACCAGUUUGAAGCCAGAAGUUUGUUUUUUCUUUUAAAAAAAGUGGGUGCCAUACCAAGGAGCUUAAUACAGGGGUCUCCAACCCCUGGUCUGUGGACCGGUGCCGGGCCGCAGCAUGUCAGCAACCGGUCCGCACAAACAAGCAAAGCCCCAUCCGCGGGAUGCAGGCAGCACACAUAACCACGCACUCUCCAGUCCGUGGAAAAGCUUUUCUCCAUGGAACCUGUCCCUGGUGCCCAAAAGGACCUCUGGCUUAAUAUUUAGACACUGAACUACACUUUGGCAAAUAUGCUUAGAGUGCUUGCCACUUCAGACUCAACUGUCAAUCACCUUGAUUCGUUUGAUAUACAGGUAGCCCUCGGCUUAUAAACAGAAUUUCCAUUGCUAAGCAAAGCGGUUAUGGCAUGACCCAAUUUUACGUCCUUUUUCGUUAAGCGAAUCACGGCAGUUGUUAAGUGUGUCCAGCAGUCAUUAAGCAAAUCCAGUUUUCCCCAUUGACCUUGCUUGUCAGAAGCUGGUUGGGAAGGACACAAAUGGUAAUCCCAUGACCCUGGGAUUCUGUAACCGUCGUAUAUCCAUGCCAGUUGCCAGCUGGCAAAAUUCUGAUCAGGUAAUUGGGGGGGGGGAAUACUGCAAUCAUCAUAAACGCGAGGACCAGUUGCAAGUCACGUUUUUCAGUGCCCUUGUCAUUUCAAAUGGUCACUAAAUGAAUGGAUGGAGCUGCCUUUUAAAUGUUGUCGAAGAAAGCCAUAUAAAACAUUGUGCUUUUCCUAUUUCUGCCUUUUUGUUGUUUCUCUGUAGCUCAGUCUUAGGGUCUCCUAUUCCUGCAGUAAACUGGUCUUUCCGCUGCUUUUGUGGACAACACCAUGCCAAUGUUUUGAGGGGACCAGACCAGCUGAAAUGUUCAAGAUAAUUUCCCUUAGUUUCUCAGAGCCCCACCAAAUUUUUAAAAAAAUCCAGUUUGGAAAAACCCAGCUCUGACAGUCCAUAUUGCAUUAAGAAUAAAUAGUGCUUGCUUUCUAGUUAUUCCGAUGUUUUAUUGUUUAGGUCUUUCCCUUCUUGGAGAUAAAAAAUAACACCUGCCGGCAAUUUCAGUGAUAUUUCACAUCUUGCAAAACAUUUUUUGACAGUUAAUACUUGCAACUCCUUUUUCAAAAGGCUUACGUGAUUUAUGACUGUCCUUCAGCAAUCUUAGGUUUUCUCCAAAACGUACUUGUUAAAUGUCUGAGGAGAUUUAUAUCCCCACUUUCCUGCAAGAACAUAAGGCGGCAUAUAUUGUACUCUCUUUCAUGUUUUUCUCACAACAAUCCUGUUGGGUAGAGUAAAAAAAAAUAGUAUUUUCUCAAUUGCACUGGUAUGGCUUCCACUUUUUGAACCAACAAUUUAUAAACAAAAGGCCACUUGGAUGCACCUUGAUGCUGUAUGACCUAUGUGGUAUAUUCUCCUUUUAGGUACUGUGCAGCCAAUGGAUUAUCAGUCUUCAGGCCAGCAACUGUAAAUCACAAUGUUGUCACUUGUGAAGCACACUUCAGUUUCUUUGCCAUUUAGUCUUUACUCCUGUUUCUUUUAAACUUUCUUUAUACUGUGUGUCAUAUUUUUUUUCACUCCGUGUGAUCUGACCACUCGGAUGGGCCGUGCUUUGUACGGAGAACUGAAUAUAAAGAAAACUUACACCAUG